This is a messenger RNA of Bolinopsis microptera, 836 nucleotides long. RefSeq lists its product as uncharacterized. The transcript is spliced from 5 exons. The coding region runs from base 108 to 557 and encodes 149 amino acids. NCBI's taxonomy places the organism in Eukaryota, Metazoa, Ctenophora, Tentaculata, Lobata, Bolinopsidae. The record is from RefSeq and is a predicted model, not a curated record.
UGCCGCCUUGCGAUAAGAUAAAGCUUGCAUUGUCCGGGUUAAAUUUCAAAGGAGCAAAUGUGAUUUUAUCUUACAUAUGUCCACCUUUCAGGGCUUCUGAACUCAAUAUGACAGCGAGGUUCUACCUCCUAGUCUCUAUUCUAGAGCUAGUUGCUGUACUGACUACCGCCCGGAGCUUUGUACGACGAGAUGUUAACAACCCUGCAGUACAAGCCCCCCUCCUCCAAACCCAGUUCCUCGGUGCAUUGAGCAUACAUAACGACCAAACGACCCAGUGUUUCAACAAAUUCCAAAAUUAUCUGACAGCUAGAAGCGAAAACGACGACAAGGACUUAGGCAAUUACGAAAAGUGUGACAAUAUCUGGACCAUUCUCGACCUCAUCGGGGAGGUGGAAGAGGCCACUGACUGUGAUGUAAACAGCACUCAGCACCAGCACCAGCAACAAGCCAUCGCAGAUAGGUCCGAGCAAUGUAAACUCUUCACUAGAAACGGGUGCCCUUUCUACGGCAUGGAUAAACAUUGUUCCUGUAGACCUAAUGACACUGACUGUGCUUAAAGUUAAUGGAACUCAUGCUUAAUUCUUCAUAGACGAGAUGUGAGCAUGCUCCUACGAUAACUGGAUUCCUAAUAGAAAUUAGUAACGCUGAAAUUAUAUUCUUUUUUGAUUGUGUAUAUUCUUUUUUGAGAAGAUUACAUUAGUAUCCUUUUUAAAAAAGAUGUUCAAUGAUUUUGACAUUUAGAUGUUGUAUAACUUUUUUUAACUUUCAGAAAUAUUUUCAUGAUUUUCGGAGUCGCAUUGUAACUUAUAGAUUCUCAUUUUCUUUGCUUACACACA